Molecule: messenger RNA, 3121 nt
Organism: Danio rerio (zebrafish)
Lineage: Eukaryota; Metazoa; Chordata; Actinopteri; Cypriniformes; Danionidae
Source: RefSeq, a predicted model, not a curated record
AUUAUUUAAUAACUAUAAAAAUACACACUUUGAUCAGAUUGGUUAUAAAAUCCAAGCCCGUGCCUCUCAACUCCUACCCACUGCCUAUUUGAGCCAUUUACCGCCACGCCCCGUCUAAAAUUGUUAUUCAUCCUACUCAAAAAUCACUUUCUGGGUGUCAAAACAAACACGUCCUGGUACCAUAAGAAGUCUCACCGGUGACCACAAAACCAUCAACAACCGAAUAACAAUGCAAAGUCGCCGGUUUUAGGUACCACUGACUUGUUGCGCACUUGCUAUUUCCCCAUUUCAGGCUUCAACACAGUGACUGCGUCGCUUACAAAUGUUUUCUUUCCGCCUUAAAUCUUCUGACUGUAUUUUAAUUAUAGGAGAAAGGCUACCGAGGAGUUCGCUUUGGCUCUUGAGGACUGGGAUGUCCGAGUCGCGGUAUGAAGACAUACUUUAGCCGGGUGAGAGUAACCGCAGGUGGGAGAGGAACACGGGAGUUUGUGACAGCGAGCGUUUCUCCAGCACGCGCUUGAAUGCACGCGGAUUUGAUGCAGAAAUAAUUGCAGACUGUGACUAUGAUCUCAGCGCAGCACCUGAGAAGCUGCCGUGCACCUGGGCUCUGUCUUCAAAUACUUUACAGUGUACUCAUACUGUGGACCAAAGAGAUGGACGGACUCUCGGAUUUCUCAAAUUAUCUGUUUAGGAUCAUCAAAAGUCAAUCAGCUCAAGCCUGUGAUGGAGAUCUGCUGAUCCUCAAGUGUCCACGACACUCCACCAUAACUAUUCAGUCUGCAUUUUAUGGACAGAGUGAAACCCUGGUCGGACUUGAGCCAAGAAUGAGAUGCCAAUGGCAUAACCACAGCUGUUCUGCUUCCACAACACUGCAGAAAGUGCUUUCUGAAUGCCAAGGUCACAGAGAUUGCCAGUUUCUGGUUAAUCAUCAAGUCUUUGGCAAAGAUCCUUGUCCAGGAAUCCCUAAAUACAUCAAUGUGUCAUACAGGUGUAAACCUACUGAGCACAAGAGGAAAGUAACAUGCGAGGGUGAUCGACUUCUGCUGCACUGCAAGUAUCCAAAAGUGCUGAAUAUCUACUCUGCUGUUUAUGGCAGACUGUUGGAGGAGGAAGACUUGUGUUCAUCUGAGGAACAAAAACCUCCGUAUGAAUGUCUUCAUCAUGGAGCUGUGGAUGUGGUGUCCAACAUCUGCUAUGGCAAACAGAGGUGUUUGUUUACUGUGGAUCAGAAACAUUUCAAAGACCCCUGCCCUCCUGGAACAAAAAAGUAUAUCACCAUCCUCUAUGCAUGCGUUCCACAAAGUUUACUCAAGGAGGCUGAUCCCAGCAGUUUCCUGACUACCUCAAUGCCUAGCCAAAGCACCAAAGAAGAACGUCCAGUUAUCAGAAGCUCAAAGUUUCCAGAGGGCGGGAUUAUUUUAAGCAAUGCUUUAAUGGGAUUUGGCUACAUCACAGAGCAUCCAGAGAUGGCAGGACUACUCUUCACAUCAAGUGUUUGCGUGGGCCUUCUGAUAGUUCUAAUAGCCGUUUCAACACAACUGACAUGCAGUAGACAUCUAAAUACACCUAGAGCAUUCAGAAAGAAGAGUAGAACUAACCUGGAAGAGGAAGAGCCAAUGAACCAGGACAACAGUGAGGAGGAGGAUGAUGAAGAUGAUAAAGGGUCACUGAUGGACAGCUCUAACCUGUCAGAGAUCGGCAGGAAGGUGUACUGCUGGGAAGACGUGACGUACACCACAGAGGCAGCUGAUCUGAUGGAGAGGAUUGAGCGGCGAGAGCUAGUGAUUCAGGAGAUCAGGAUGAACGCAUACCUCAAUGGAAACACAUGCAUCCUGCACUCAAACAUGCCAACUGUUACACAAAACGUACAAUUGCUGUAAUUUCAACCAAACUGAGUGAAAUUUUGGGAAUGUUUUAUGUUACCAAAACACUAAAUUAAAGGUGAUGUGUGAAACUUCAAGCAGAACAAAACAAAUAGGUCUUCAAACAGGUUUCCUAAUUAACAUUAGUGCUGGUUCCAGAAAUAUUUCUCCCAUAGGAUUUUUAAAAUAGUUUUUAUUUAUUUGUUAAAGUGUAAUAAUAAGAAAUUAACCAAACUAACCAGCUAUGAAGCAAAGAAAAAUAAGUGUAUGAAAAUCAGACAAAAAGAUGAAGGAAUGUUUACUUGAUGACUUUAAUGAGGGAAAAGCCUAAAUUUUAUGAAGCAUUGUGAAUUACACAGUUGAUCUGAAAGCAACAAAGAAACACAAAACUUUUUAAAGUAGUUUUAUCUUUAGAAUGCAUCUCUCAAUUUAAAUUUAAAUAAUGUUCUGGAAUUUAUUGUUAAUCUAGUUAUGCACAAAUUCCAUUAUGAUGCACAAUUGUUUUAAAAAUAAGUUGAAUUAACGUGAAAAGAUGCAUUUAGCAAUCACAUGUAUGACCUCAAAGGACCUCUGUGCUCAUGACAGGUCUGUCUUUAAAGGGAUAGCUCAUCCAAAAAAUGAAAACAAACUUAUUUAUUGUUGUGGGUUUAAACCUUGGGUUUCUUUCUUCUGUUGAACACUAAAGAAGAUAUUUUGAAAAAUGUUGGUAGCUGGCACCCAUUGACUUCCAAAGUAGGAAACAAAUUAAGAGAAACCAGCAUGUUUAUUUGUGUUUACAGAAAAAAAGAAACUAAAAUAAGGUUGAACAAGUGAAGGGUGAGUAAAUAAUGACAGGAUUUUCGUUUUUGAGUGAACUACCCCUUUAAAAACGUUAGCAGUUAUUUUUAAAUGUAAGUUUCCAAAUGGAAAAAAAUAAUGGAGUUUAAUUUCUGGAACCAGACCAUUGCACUUAUGUUGCUUAUGUCAAGUAGUUCAAAUACACUAGUCAGCUUAUAUACCAAUUUUAAGCCAUGAAAUAAGUAUUCUAACUUAAACUGCACAUAUCACCUUUAAAGACUCUGUCAGAUGCCUUACUUUAAAAUUUAAUAUGACAAUGCUAUUGUUAACUGAUGUUAUUUUAUGUCUGAAUUAAGAAAGUUAGUGACUUAAAUCAUCCUAUUAAGCUAAUAUAUUGCUGUUGUGUUACACUGUACAAGCCAUGUAAACAGAACAGUAAUUCAUAAAUUAUUUAUUUUAUUAAACAAUGAAUGAAUAAAAAA